Molecule: messenger RNA, 2025 nt
Organism: Dendrobium catenatum
Lineage: Eukaryota; Viridiplantae; Streptophyta; Magnoliopsida; Asparagales; Orchidaceae
Product: trimethylguanosine synthase-like
Exons: 11
Coding region: 115-2025 (636 amino acids)
Biological process (GO): 7-methylguanosine cap hypermethylation; 7-methylguanosine RNA capping
Cellular component (GO): nucleus
Molecular function (GO): protein binding; RNA cap trimethylguanosine synthase activity
Source: RefSeq, a predicted model, not a curated record
AAAAGAAAUAAACGGGAUUUAAGAGUCUGCAUGAUUUAAAUUAGUUUACUUGAUCGUUCGACAGGAUUUACUAUUAUAAAUCUUGCCUAAAUCCUGCGUAAAAAUAGUCCUGAGAUGGCGAACGGCGAAGCUGGUAUGAAAUUUCCCAAUAUUAAAGCGCCAAAGCCUCUAAUCAGGAUCACUGAGAUUUUUUUAUGGGACGAUGUAAGGGUUAUCACAUCGGGUACCUCAACUCACCAUGAUUAUUUGAGCUUAGCGCCAGCGGCAAGUUCGUCGUUUCAGACAAGAAAAUUGAACCCUUGCACCACUGUUAUUGAGGAGUCGAGCACAGACCAUACCAUCACUGACUACCUUUCUGUGGAAGAUCUGGAGUUGGUUCAAGAAAUGGAUGCCUUGGGGCUUCCACUCUCGUUUGGUACGAGCAAAGCAAGGAGCAAUGUAACUUCCAGAUCUAAAAGAAACGGUACAAAACCAAAAUUUGCUAGACAUGAAAAGGAGAGAAAUAACCCAGUUCCUCAAAUCAUGGUUGAUACUUCUUGUCAUGAUGCCAAGGUGCACGGUAGGGGUGAUUUGCACUUAGAUGAAUCUGUAAGUGCAUCCGCUUUGGGUAGCGGAAAUGAAACAGUUAAGAAACCUUUUCUGUAUGAAGUGAGUGAUGCAAAUAGUGAAAACCUUGACAAACUUGAGUUUUCACCUGAUACAGUUCCAGUUAGUUUUCAGUUGAAUGCUGAAGUGUUAGGUUCGUUAAGUUUACAUGGUGACAGCUGUCCUGAAGAAAUUUUGGGAGAUGUAUGCUCUCAGGCUCUAUUUCAUCACGAUGGAGGUUUAGUGAAAAAACAUGAUCUUGACAUAUUCUCUGAAGAUUCAUCUUCAUUGUGCUGUAAUAUGCAUCUGAAAGGGGAAACACAUACUUGGCAGAGGAGUUCUGUCUUAUCAGAGUUUUCACUCUGUACAUUGGGUGGUUGCCAUGAUAACUUCAUAUAUUGUGAACAUGGGGGCUGGAGGGUUAUUUGGGAUCCUUUCUACAAGAGCAAUUACUUUGUCAAUGUUAAGACACUGGAAUCAACAUGGUAUCCUCCUCCAGGGUUAGAUGAAUAUGCUUUUCCUUGCAGCGACUUAAGCCGAAAAGAAACAGAUGUAGAUGCAGCUGAGAAGGAUACAGGGAGUGAGCAUUCCUGUGGUUUCAGCGUUGUAACAGAUUCACUCCUUGAAAAUGAAGGUGACUCUCAUUUUACAGGUGAGCAACCUGUUAAAAUUUCAGCUAAGAUGGAAGCAGAGAUUGGCUUUUAUUCACAGUAUGCUAUUGUUGGCAAUGGGAAUUCAAAUGUGCAAUUGUCACUCUAUCCAUCAAAUGUUACAGAUGACGUGAAAGAGAAACUGCAAGAACGCACAGAGUAUCUCUCUGAUAGUUUAGUCAAGUACUGGCGCCAAAGAUACUCUUUAUUUUCUAGAUUUGAUUAUGGUAUAAAGAUGGAUGAGGAAAGCUGGUUUUCUGUAACACCUGAAUUAAUUGCUAAGCAUCAUGCAGUUCGAUGCGGCUCUGGAACUAUAAUUGAUUGCUUCACUGGAGUUGGUGGAAAUGCAAUUCAGUUUGCCAUGAGGAGUAAUCAUGUCAUUGCGAUUGAUGUUGACCCACAAAAAAUUGAGUACGCACAGCAAAAUGCUGUUAUUUAUGAAGUCAGUGAGAGGAUUGAUUUCAUAAAGGGUGAUUUUUUCGAGAUAGCUCCUAGCUUAAAGGGUGAUGUUGUUUUCUUGUCUCCCCCUUGGGGUGGUCCAGAUUAUGCUAAAAUGCAGGCUUAUGAUAUGAGUUUACUCAGGCCUCGUGAUGGGUAUUAUCUUUUUAAAAUUGCAAGCAUGAUUGCUGCUAAAGUUGUAAUGUUUCUUCCUCGAAAUGUGAAUUUGAGCCAAUUGGUGGACCUUUCUAUGUUAGCUGAUCCUCCAUGGAACCUGGAGGUCGAGAAUAAUUAUUUAAAUGGAAAGCUAAAAUCAAUCACGGCUUACUUCGAUAAGACUACUAGAGAUUAA